AUGUCUACCUUUAAUGGCCUUGUGGCCGAGUUUCCCGAUAUCAGAGGGGUUAACUCUUCAACAGUUGACUUUUUCCGUUCUCAUCCUGAUCUCCGUCCCCCUUUGGCAUGUUUCCUGAGCCACAUUCAUAGCGAUCAUCUUGCCGGGCUAGAGAGCUUGCGAUCCCCAUUUGUUUAUUGCUCUGCUGCUACGAAGCAAAUGCUCCUGCGGCUUGAGAGAUAUCCAUGUCGGAUCAACUAUGCUACCGGUAUCUUAGAGGCUCGGGUUCAAAGAUAUCGGCAUCUUCGCAAUCUCCUGAAAUCCAUACCCCUAGCUACCCCCACCGUUCUCGAACUUGAACCUGGGAACCAUCUCCAGGUCACGCUCUUUGACGCCAACCAUUGCCCAGGCGCCGUCAUGUUCUUAUUCGAGGGUCGGGGGAAAGCCGUCCUGUAUACAGGGGACAUGAGAAGUGAGCCGUGGUUCGUCAAUGCCAUCGCGAGAUCGCCGCAUCUCAUCGAGUAUUCGUCUGGCCUGAAGACACUGGACACGAUCUACCUUGAUACAUCGUUCACUGAGAAUGUCGCCUUUCCGACUAAGGCGGAGGGUAUCAGCGAGUUGCUUCGGAAAGUGUCUAGGUAUCCCGACGACACGGUGUUUCAUUUCCAGGCUUGGACAUAUGGGUACGAAGACGUUUUGUUGGCACUCACUAGGUUUCUGAAAUCCAAGAUCCACGUCGACGAAUACAAAAUGUCGAUAUUUCGGUCCCUUGUAACUACCCAUUUUGACGACAAGUCCGCACCCCUUAACCACCUCGCCCCUGAAGCGCCCGGCUUGGUGGGAUUUAUGUGUGGCAACGCUCACCACUCCGGUUGCCUCACCCGGGACGAAUCCGUCCGGCUCCACAGCUGCGAGAAGGGGGCUUACUGCACUACCAUAAAGAACUCCCCAGUUGUAUGGAUCCGCCCCAUUAUCACCCAUCUUCCAGACGGCCAUGAUGUCGCUGAGGUGGGGGUAGGGGGAGGGGCAGAUGAUUUAGAGAGGGAAGCGGAACUGGACCAUCUUUCCCCGGACGAUGUUACGUCGAUUAUGAAUGCGCUUGGUAAUAUUGAUGGGAUAUCUGACGACAUGAGGGAGUCACUGGGCCAGUUCCUCCACAGUGUCAUUGCGAAUGGCCGAAACAUUCCGCUUGACAUGGAGAGAAAUGCAUUUGGAGAGAACAACAAAGCGGACCUGGCGAGCGGCCUUCGGUCCAUUGUCGAGAAGCUCCGUACGCGUGGUCAAGGAGCACCGACGGAAAGCCUGAGAGAGGAUCUCCCCAGCGUUGUCACAUUCCCGUAUUCUCGCCACUCGUCGUACCCUGAGCUCCGCCACUUUGCCGAGACUUUUAAGCCGAGGGAUGUUUGGCCGUGUACCGUUGACGAGCCUCGGUGGAUACGAGAAGGUGUGUCUAUCUCUAGCUCUAAGGAGGGAAUCACAAUCGAGAGUCUUUUCUCCGAGUGUUGUUCAGGCGAUACAUUCCGGCAUGAUGAGUACAUGAAAGAGCGGUACAGACACUCCGCCGACGUUAUCCUUCUAAAUGCCGAAAGCCAAAUCACAAUUUCGUCCGCUACGGCCUCUCAGCUUUCCUCUAUCGUCGAGUACAGACCAAAAGUGUACGAGGUGCCGCUCUCUGUUCUGGACUCUAACAUUCCGCCUCAAGCAGCUGGUAGUCCCGGACUUGACUCCCAGGUUGCUAGAGCCGAAGAGGGACUGUCGCAAAACGCUGCAGGCAAUGGAGAAUCGAGCUGCGCUGUGCUUGGUGACUCGCAAAUGUCUGGAGUAUCGGAUUGGGCGUUUGAGACCCGUUUACAGGCCUUCCAGGCGGCGCUCAGUAAUGCUCGAGGGCAUGGUGGUGGUGAGAUUAGACUGAUGUCCACGACGGACAACCAUUCGACUCUGGAUGUUGAAUUGGGGGGUGACUGA
Messenger RNA from Dichotomopilus funicola, 1944 nucleotides. Its product is annotated as protein artemis. Gene Ontology annotation, biological process: interstrand cross-link repair; double-strand break repair via nonhomologous end joining. Lineage: Eukaryota; Fungi; Ascomycota; Sordariomycetes; Sordariales; Chaetomiaceae. The record is from RefSeq and is a predicted model, not a curated record. The transcript has 9 exons. The coding region runs from base 1 to 1944 and encodes 647 amino acids. Gene Ontology annotation, molecular function: 5'-3' DNA exonuclease activity; damaged DNA binding.